Molecule: messenger RNA, 6047 nt
Organism: Periophthalmus magnuspinnatus
Lineage: Eukaryota; Metazoa; Chordata; Actinopteri; Gobiiformes; Gobiidae
Gene: abcc6a
Product: ATP-binding cassette, sub-family C (CFTR/MRP), member 6a
Exons: 31
Coding region: 324-4859 (1511 amino acids)
Biological process (GO): transmembrane transport
Cellular component (GO): membrane
Molecular function (GO): ATP binding; ATP hydrolysis activity; ABC-type transporter activity
Source: RefSeq, a predicted model, not a curated record
GAGAAAUAUUUCCACCCACCCAACAACGACAUAAAGGGCCAGCAGACAGAGAGACACUCAGUAAGACACAGGAUCUUAGGCCAGCAGCAGUUCAGACACUAGAGACAGACUUCCAUUGACUGAAAGAAGAUGUUUUAGUAAAGGCAAGCCAAUUUAAAUUAAUAAACAGAGUGACCCUGCUGCAGCCACCCAUCAUACAGACAGGAGCUAACUACCACUGACUAGAGGAAAAGUCCACACACUCUGUAGUUACUUACUGAGCCACGCUAUAGACAAAAGUGUGACCAACCGGUGAGCAUCAGUGAGGAAGGAGCACAGAGUGGAUGGAUGCCUUUUGCAGACUCAGUGGCCUGGACCCUUUGUGGGACUGGAACCGGACCUGGUACACAGCAAACCCAGACCUGACGCAGUGCUUUCAAAACACAGUGCUGGUGUGGGUGCCCUGUUUCUACCUCUGGCUCCUGGCACCUUUCUACUGCCUUCACCUCUACUGCCAUGACAGCGGACGCAUUAGGAUGUCGGGCCUCUGCACAGCCAAGAUGGUUUUGGGGUUUUUGCUGGCUUCCUUUGGUUUUGUGGAGUUCUUCUACAUCCUGUUGGAGAGGAGCCAGGAGAUCCAGCAGCACAUGGUCUUUCUGCUCAGCCCCAUCAUUCGCAGCAUGACAGUUAUUUUGGCCUUGUGCAUCAUCCAGCUGGAGCGGAUUCGGGGCUGUCGCUCCUCCGUGUUUCUCUUCCUCUUCUGGGUCUUGGCAGUCGUCUGUUCCCUUGUGCCUCUCAGAGCUAAGAUCCAAUUGGCUUUGGAUGAGGGGAUUGCCUCAGAUAUUGUGAGAUACCUUGCUUUCUUCUCCUAUUUCACAAUCCAACUGGCUGAGUUGUUCUUGUGCUGUUUCGCUGACCAGCCUCCGGAGGGAAAAAACAUUUUGGAAAAGAAUCCUUGUCCCGUGAAGGAUGCCUCCUUCCUGUCAAAGAUCCUCUUCUGGUGGUUCACAGGGCUCGUGGUGAAAGGAUACAGAACUCCUCUGGCGGCUGAAGACUUGUGGACUCUCAGAGAAGAGGAUACGUCACAGAAGAUCAUCUCAGAGCUGCAGCAGGAGUGGACCGCCGAGUGCGCCAAACUGCAGAGACAGGAGAAGGCCUUGGCGUCUGGUGUGGCGCUGGGUAGCCGUUUGCCCGACCAAGCUCAGUUGCUACGGAAGCUGCAGAAGGAGCAGAGUUCAGGCUUCUUUCUGCUCAGGACCCUCGCAAGAAAGUUUGGUUCAUAUUUUCUCACGGGGACCCUGUGUAUCAUCUUCCACGACGCCUUCAUGUUCGCCAUUCCACAGGUGCUGAGUCUCCUUCUGAGUUUUAUGAAAGACGAGGACGCUCCCCUGUGGAAAGGCUACUUCUACGCCACUCUGAUGUUCCUGCUCUCCUGUCUCCAGUCUCUGUUCAACCACCAAUACAUGUACACAUGCUUCACUGUGGGAAUGAGAGUCAAGACCGCCGUUAUGGGCCUGGUAUACAGAAAGUCUCUGGUGAUAAAUAGCUCUGCCAGGAGGACGUGCACUGUGGGCGAAAUCGUCAAUCUGGUUUCAGCCGACACUCAGAAACUCAUGGACUUUGUGGUCUAUUUCAAUGCAGUUUGGCUGGCUCCUAUUGAAAUUGCUCUUUGUCUCUUCUUCCUCUGGCAGCAUCUGGGACCAUCAGCCUUGGCAGGAAUAGCCACUGUCAUCCUUAUCUUUCCACUAAAUGGCUUCAUUGCAAAGAAGAGGAGUAAGCUGCAGGAGGUCCAAAUGAAGUUUAUGGAUGGCCGCAUCAGACUGAUGAAUGAGAUUUUAAAUGGAAUAAAAAUCUUGAAGUUUUAUGCUUGGGAGAAGGCUUUCCUUGAACAAGUUUUGGGCUAUAGAGAAAAGGAGCUCAAAGCUUUGAAGAAGUCGCAGAUCCUUUAUUCAAUUUCCAUCGCCUCUUUUAACUCCUCAUCUUUCCUGAUUGCCUUUGCCAUGUUUGGUGUCUAUGUGACAAUUGAUGCCAGAAAUGUCCUGGAUGCACAGAAAGUGUUUGUGUCCAUGGCUCUCAUCAACAUCCUGAAGACACCACUGAGCCAGCUGCCCUUUGCCAUAAGCACAUCCAUGCAAGCCAUGGUCUCCUUGCGCCGCCUGGGAAAGUACCUGUGUUCAGAAGAGCUCAAACCGGACAAUGUCUCAAAGGCUUCAUUGACUUCUGAUGCAGAGCAAGUCGUCAUAGAAAAUGGUACCUUUAGUUGGUCUGCAGAGGGUCAACCAUGUCUGAAAAGGAUAAACGUUCGUGUCCCGCGUGGCUCUCUUGUUGCCGUAGUGGGAAAUGUGGGCAGUGGAAAGUCAUCUUUGUUGUCAGCCAUGCUCGGUGAAACAGAGAAGAGAAAUGGUAGUGUCACUGUAAAGGGCUCAGUGGCCUAUGUACCACAGCAGGCUUGGAUCCAGAAUGCCACAGUCCAGGACAACAUCACAUUUGGACGAGAGAAACUGAAAACAUGGUACAACCGAGUGCUGGAAGCUUGUGCCCUGCUGCCCGACCUCGACAUACUGCCCGCCGGAGACGCCACUGAGAUCGGAGAGAAGGGACUGAAUCUUUCGGGCGGUCAAAAGCAGCGUGUUAGCCUGGCCAGAGCCGUUUAUAGAAAGGCUGAUGUCUACCUCCUAGAUGACCCUCUGUCUGCUGUUGACGCACACGUGGGACAACACAUUUUUGAUAAGGUCAUUGGGCCCAAAGGAGUUCUCCGAGACAAGACCCGUGUUCUAGUGACCCAUGGGAUGAGCUUCCUGCCGCAGGCCGACCUCAUUCUGGUCCUGGUCGACGGAGAGAUCACGGAGAGCGGGUCGUACCAGGAGCUCCUCAGCCGCAACGGGGCCUUCGCCGAAUUCAUUCGCACCUUUGCCACCAACACAGAGAGGAAAGAAAGUGUCAUGCAAAGAGCUGGUUCCAGGAGAUCUAAUGCACGACUCAGCAUGAUUGAUUUUAUGCCGUUUUCGAGAGACCUGUCACAAGAGCAGCUCAUUGGGGGAGACACCACUAAUACAAACCUGCAGAAUAUGGAGCCUGUGUCGGAAAUUGAUCAGGAGCAGAUACCAGAAGAUCUUGGAAAACUAACAGAGGCCGACAAGGCCUUCACCGGACGGGUGAAAUUGGAAAUGUAUAAGAAGUACUUCAAGACCAUUGGACUGGCUCUCAUCAUCCCUAUAGUAUUCUUGUAUGCCUUCCAACAAGGAGCCUCCUUGGCCUAUAACUAUUGGCUCAGUAUGUGGGCGGACGACCCUGUUGUGAAUGGCACUCAGAUCGACACAGACCUGAAGCUGACUGUUUUUGGAGCACUUGGCUUUGCACAAGGAAUUGCCAUUUUUGGUACAACUGUGGCUAUCUCCAUCUGUGGUAUCAUUGCCUCUCGUCAUCUGCACACGGACCUCCUCAUAAACGUGCUGCGCUCCCCCAUGUCCUUCUUCGAGAGCACGCCCAGUGGAAACCUCCUCAACCGUUUCGCCAAAGAGAUUGAUGCCAUCGACUGCAUGGUCCCAGAGGGUCUGAAGAUGAUGCUGAGCUAUGUGUUCAAACUCAUGGAGGUCUGCAUCAUUGUGCUGAUGGCCACACCCUUUGCUGCAGUCAUCAUUCUGCCACUGUCUUUCCUCUACGCAUGUGUCCAGAGCUUCUACGUUGCCACAUCCUGUCAGCUGCGGCGGCUGGAGGCCGUGAGCCGAUCUCCCAUCUACACUCACUUCAAUGAGACAGUGCAAGGUGCCAGUGUGAUCCGCGCAUUUGGGGAACAGCCACGCUUUAUUCUGCAGGCCAACGAGAGAGUGGACUUCAAUCAGACCUCCUACUUUCCAAGAUUUGUAGCCACCCGGUGGCUGGCAGUCAAUCUGGAGUUUGUUGGAAAUGGUGUGGUCUUAGCUGCUUCUAUACUCUCUGUAAUGGGAAAAAGUACCUUAAGUCCAGGCAUUGUUGGGUUGGCAGUCUCACACUCCCUCCAGGUGACGGGUAUCUUGAGUUGGAUCGUGAGGUCUUGGACGGAUGUGGAAAACAACAUAGUUUCAGUGGAGAGAGUCAAUGAGUACGCUGAUACUGCCAAGGAGGCAAGUUGGACUAUUGAGGGCAGCUCUUUGCCACUGGCUUGGCCCCAAAAAGGCACGAUUGAAUUCCAGGAUUAUGGGCUGCAGUACCGGAAAGGCUUGGAGUUGGCUCUGAAAGGAAUCACUCUAAAUGUCCAAGAAAGAGAAAAGGUUGGGAUUGUGGGCAGGACUGGAGCAGGGAAGUCCUCACUUGCCCUGGGAAUAUUUCGGAUUUUAGAAGCUGCAAAAGGAAAGAUCUUUGUGGAUGGAGUCAACAUUGCUGACAUUGGACUGCAUGACCUCCGCUCACGCAUUACCAUCAUUCCUCAGGACCCUGUGCUUUUUUCUGGAUCUCUGCGCAUGAACCUUGACCCCUUUGAUACCUACUCUGAUGAGGAAAUGUGGAGUGCUCUAGAGCUGGCUCACCUGAAGAAUUUUGUCUCCAAUCUGCCGGACAAACUCAACUACGAAUGCUCAGAGGGAGGAGAAAACCUCAGUCUGGGGCAGCGGCAGCUCGUGUGCCUGGCUCGGGCCUUACUGAGGAAGACCAAAAUCUUGGUUUUGGACGAAGCGACUGCAGCUGUGGACCUGGAGACCGACACGCUCAUCCAGUCGACCAUCCGCACUCAGUUUGAGGACUGCACUGUGCUGACCAUCGCGCAUCGCCUCAACACUAUUAUGGACUACACCAGAGUGAUUGUAAUGGACAGAGGCCACAUCUCAGAAAUGGACUCCCCUGCCAACCUCAUUGCACAGAGAGGACAGUUUUACCGAAUGUGCAGAGAAGCUGGUCUGGUAUAGAUCUGUGCAGGGUAGCCUUAUAGAGGGCUGAAUACAAAUGCAGGACAUUAUCUGUGUGUCUCAAUGAUACACAGUAAAUACCCGUUUAAAGCUACAAUAUGUGGCAGCUCAAGUCGCCUCUCUGUGAGGGCAUUGUUGAAGAAUCUCAAGUAAACUGCACACAGUCUCUGUGCGAGACAUGCUGUCUGAAUUCAGGAAAAGACCUCUCUGCUGCUGAGAGGAGAGGGUCUACAAGCUAUAAAUACUGUAAAUACUGAAGUGGAGUCCAUUUGUUCCAUGAAAGAAUUAAAGCAAGGGCUGGAAUGAAAGAGUGCCACAUAUUUUCAUUCUCUUUUUUGAAUGGCUGUAAUACUAUUUUUGUAGUUUUUAUAAGUUUUAUGAAGCACAUGGCAUAUUUUAAAUGUUCAUGGUUUAAUGUCUCAGGCUUUUAAUGAUCAUGUUUACUCCUUUAACCUUUUAUAUCCAAAGUAAAUGGUCUUUAAGUGAUUUUAUUGUUGUGUAUUCUUGUCGUAUAAACUGGGACAGGAAACCCUAUGACACACUAACCUUCAGAAGGGUCACCCUGGCAUUUGCAGGGGAAAUGAGGUUUUGAAAAUAUUCAGCUGUAAGUAGCCAAAUCUGAGUUUUUAUAUGUCAGGACAAGAGAGAAAACACUGACAUGAGCCAGCACAUUAGCGAUGGUCCAACUAUGUUGUGGCUCUUGUUUAUUUCUGUCAAAGUAAACACAUAAAGAGGUCCAUACAGACCUUACUGGCUAGAUUCAACCUGACACCGGUAAGAGAAACCACCAUGAAUGAAGAGAAUUCUCUUCAAAACAAUAGUGAUAAAUCUAUCUGUGCACAACUGUCUCCCUGCUUCACCACACGACUCAGGCCAUGCACAAAAUCAGUAUUGUUGUUCUGGUGCUGACAUGACAAACUGUAAAUAUCCCAGACUGACCUUAUCACUUGUCAGCUGAAAACCCGAUGACUUUGAAUGGAAGAGGCAUUCACUGUUUUUGUCUUACUGGUUUAGACAAUAUAUUCACAGAUGAGUGCUAUUUUAUUUAUGUCAUAUUUGGAAAUGUAUUAAGUGUCCUUAAAGUUUUAAGGGUUGUAUUUAUACUUUUUAUAACAAGCGUGUUGAUUUUUCAUUGACCAUUUAUUUUAAAGAACUGUAUUUGCUCAAAAAUAAAAUUCAUUUAUAUAA